Molecule: messenger RNA, 1437 nt
Organism: Aspergillus terreus NIH2624
Lineage: Eukaryota; Fungi; Ascomycota; Eurotiomycetes; Eurotiales; Aspergillaceae
Exons: 5
Coding region: 1-1437 (478 amino acids)
Source: RefSeq, a predicted model, not a curated record
AUGCUACUCUUUGAGGUCCAAUUUCUGCUUCUUGCUAUCCUCCUCCAAACAUGUGACGCAUUUCACCGAAAACCGCCGGCUAUUGGUGGUCUUUUACUACCUCAGGGACAAUCGAGAGCAAAUUCGGUCUUAGCAAAACGGGCAGACCAGUGCGGGGAUGGAACUGAAUGCCGAACUGGAUAUUGCUGUGGCACGGGGUGCUCGUCAAACUGCUGCGCUAAUGAUAAUGGUGGAAUUGGCUGUGGGGACGCUGAACGAUGCGAUUUUGCUGGUAAUCUCUUCAUCGGCUGCUGUCCGAUCUCUGCAGUGCAAGGAUGUACCGGCACUGCGGCCUCUGUCUACGUGACCUCGCCCUAUCGCACUAUUACCCUGACCACAAACGUGCCCUUCAUCGCAACCCAAUACACCCCAACUGCAUAUGUGACAACGUCUGAGUAUUCGCGUCCAACAUACACGCGCUUAUCUGAUCGUCCGACUCCAACGUCGUCCCAAGAAUUCGUACCUUCAGCGACCUCUGUUGCUACCAACGAUGCCGGAAACAGCGGCGGUGGUAAAAUGUCUACCGGCGCGAAAGCGGGCAUAGGAGUCGGCGCAGCCGUAGGAGGCCUUGCCUUGGGAGCAGUUGCAGGGUUCUUCUUUAAGCGCAACAAGAACAAACCAGCAGAUCCAACCGGUGCAGUAGCCUAUACACCUGCAGCCCCAGCGCCAAUGGCCGAAGACAAGGGGGAUAUGGUGACUGGGAAGGUGGCAUAUGUUCCACCAUACCCCAGCCAUCCAUCCGAGCUGUCAGGGGCAAAUUCAGGAUCUUUGGUAACUCCACACCCCAGAACUUUCGCGUUCGCUCCCCAAACAACUCACAUGCCAAUCCCAUUCACAGGAUUUUAUCUGCCCAAAGUCCAUACCAAUGAACGAUCGUUCGUAUAUAUGGUAUCGUUGAAGGCCGUAGUCCACAAUCAAAUCAGCCACUUCCUUAUCCUCGUCUUCAAUAUCUUCCAUCCGGAACUUCUGCCCACUGUCUGUGGCAUUCGCACUCGAUCCCACCAUGAUCUGACCGGCUUCAUAUUUGAGCUACCAGUAAACUUUGCCAUUGUUUUCUUUAAAAAAAAAAAAAAAAAAAAAAAAAAAAAAAAAAAAAAAAAAAAAAAAAAAAAAAAAAAAAAAAAAAAGCUCGUCAGCAUCUGCGGCGAGAGGUUACAGUCCAAUUUGCGAGGACCUGCCCAUCAUAUGCCUUUGAAGUUGGGCAGUGAGACACGCCAGCUGCAGGGGAGUCUUGCUGAAGUUGUUGAAGUAAUGGCGUACUCGAAACUGAAUUGCAGCUUUGUUAAAGGCAUCGUCCAUGGUAUGAAGGUGAAGAGUGGACAAUUCGACAUCGAUAUCCGGAAAGAAGCCGAGACACGAGACACGCAACACGCCGAGAUUUAUAUCAUACAACUGUGA